AUGAACUUAACAUGCCACGUACCGGAGCCCGCCCCGAGGAAGAGACGGGGUAAGUCGAGUCGGGUUACGGAACUGGAAAGGAAAAUUGAUGGUCUGGUCAACCUCUUUCAGACACGGCAGCAGUCCCGGGAAGCGCAAGGCCUGAACUCGACCACGACAACCCCGAGUAACGGGGACCACAACCCAAUGCCAUACACGGGGCUGACCAUACCUGGCCUCGAUCGAUCAUCAGCCACACAGGCCACUCCGAGCGGUGUGAGUCCAGACACUAACCAAAACCGCAACACGCCCCCAGGAGUGGGUGCAAGGCAGACCGAUAAGACCUUCUAUCUGGUCCCUGACUUCAGUCUCUCCGUCGAGAAGGCGGAGGAGUACCUGAACAUUUACCGAACGCGUAUGGUUCCCAACUUCCCCUUCGUACCCAUCCCUCCCAGCACAACGGCCGCCGAGCUUCAUGACAAGAAGCGAUUCCUCUUCUGGUGCAUCAUGCAAGCCGUCGUACCCCAGACUGCUGCCGUUCAAAAAGCUGUCGAUGACUGGGUCCGUCGACAUGCUGCCAUGCAUGUCAUUGUCCUAAAGGACAAUUCGAUCGAAUUACUGCAGGGCCUCGUGGUCUACGUCGCCUGGGGCGAGGUUCAUCAACUAGUGGGCACCAAUGCCAACUCACUACUCCAGAUGGCUAUUGGUCUGGUAAUGGACUUCACCAUACAAACACUCGGCGGGCCACUGGGCUGGAUGCCAAAAACCUUGCAGGCCGAUGCGUGGGUUCUUGUGGGCCGAGGAAAGCAGUCCGAACUGACAAAACACACCCUUGAAGAGCAAAGGGCAAUCCUGGGCGGCUAUUUCAUCGCGUCUAGGGAACUGAGGUUUGCUGCCAGUGUACCCGCGGCGAUGCGGAAAUACUCGCAAAUCCAGUUCACGCCACAUCUUGUGCGAUGCUCCAAGGCCAUCCGCGAGGCCUCGGAACUGCCGUCUGAUCAGCAACUACUCGCCCUCAUCCGCAUGCAAAAUGUUGGGGACCGCAUUCGUGCCGUGUUUCCAAGUCCGGACAGGGAAGAGGGGGAGCCACUUCCCAUCUUUCGGGAACACUUCAAUGUAGUUCUGUCGUCGAUUCGCAAGGAGAUCCUCGCCAUCGAGCUGGAAGAGCCCAUCGUCAACAAGGAACAACCGAGUCCCUUGGAGGCGGUGACCCCGACUGAGCCAUACAGCCGGACCGAAGCGCUCUGGCACUGCCUCCAAGCAAUCCAAACCUCUUCGGCGGCUUUGCUGGACCUAGAGGUCGAGGUGUUUGCCUAUCUUCCCUUCAACUUGAUUGCGGACGUGGCAUAUUCAAUGAUGGCAUCGCACCGUCUGUUGUUAGAGGACACGACAAACGACUGGGACGUGUCCAUGGCGCGUCAGAAGCUGGAUUUGCCGGAGAUCACGCGCCGCGUAGGAGACAAGUUCGAGGAGGCGGACAGAGUGGCCCUCGUCGUCGGCCAAAAGCGGCGUUUGUUCGAGGACAACAGCUCGAGGUGGUCCAACUACGCACACCGAGCCAGAUGGAUACGGCAGUGGUACCUGACCAAAGCUGUGCCGCCGCCGCAUGAGACGACGACGACGACGACGAACCAGGCACAGUUGGGUUCCGAAUCAACAGCAUUCUUGAACGAGGCCAACCUGUCAUGGUUGGGGGGCAUCUCGAUGGACCAGGGGUUUUGGGAGGCGAUGAUGCUGGACGGCCCUGGACAGAUACCGUUUGAUGCCUCCAUGGUUUUGCCGGACCAGUCCAUGUUACCGCCCAUGCCAUCCACGUCAUAG
Messenger RNA from Colletotrichum higginsianum IMI 349063, 1800 nucleotides. Its product is annotated as C6 transcription factor. NCBI's taxonomy places the organism in Eukaryota, Fungi, Ascomycota, Sordariomycetes, Glomerellales, Glomerellaceae. The transcript has 5 exons. Gene Ontology annotation, cellular component: nucleus. The coding region runs from base 1 to 1800 and encodes 599 amino acids. Gene Ontology annotation, molecular function: transcription cis-regulatory region binding; DNA-binding transcription factor activity, RNA polymerase II-specific. The record is from RefSeq and is a predicted model, not a curated record. Gene Ontology annotation, biological process: regulation of DNA-templated transcription.